CGCUGGUGUAAACGAACUCAAGAGACAUUUUUGUGUGUAUGUUUUCCAACGGCAAAAUAAUUUCUUUCAAACUGAUUUGUGAAGAAUAACAGUUAUGAAAAUCAGACUUCAUACAAACCUUUGCGUCAAAGUGAAAUGGAAACUUGUAAAUAGUUGUCACUAGGCCUAACCAUAAACAAAUUGUAUAAUGGUUACCAAACCAAAAUUUAUUUUUAAACUUUUACUACCUGUAUUAUUACUGCUACUUUUUGGGGAGUACGUUAUAUACUAUGUCGUACUAAUCCAGUGUGGAUGGCCUGUUCUUCAGACAAGCUAUGAAGAGCCAAACAUUGUCAUAGGGGAUGGCGGUGAAGUCAAAGUGAUGCUUGUAGCUGACACUCAUCUUCUUGGAUCUAAAAAAGGCCACUGGUUUGAUAAAUUGAGGAGGGAAUGGCAGAUGCACAGAGCUUUCCAAACUGCAGUCACUUUGCACAAACCUGAUAUUGUGUUUAUACUGGGGGAUGUGUUUGAUGAGGGUCUGUGGUGUAGUGACGCAGAGUUUAACUCUUACGUGCAGCGCUUCCACAGUCUCUUCCAUGUACCGGCUGAGACACAGAUUCAUGUGGUCGUUGGUAACCAUGACAUUGGCUUCCACUAUGGGAUCAGCCCGUAUCUUCAGGAGAGGUUUGCCCAAGCGUUCAAUGCGCCUUCUGUGAGGCUGCUAACAGUCGCUGGAAACCACUUUGUACUGAUCAACAGCAUGGCCAUGGAGGGUGACGGCUGUUUCCUCUGUCGCCCUGCAGAACUGCAAGUUAACAAGAUUGCAUCAAGGUUGCUGUGUGCCAAAGGUGUGGGAAAAUGUCGGAAAGGAAUGGGGCUCAAACAAUACAGCAGACCGAUUCUUUUACAGCAUUUUCCAAUGUACCGAGAGUCGGACGCUGAGUGCAACGAGCCAGACGAAGCUCCAGAAGACGAAAAGGCAAACAAGUUCAAGGAACGAUGGGACUGCUUAUCACAAGAGAGUUCUGAAAUGUUAUUGGACAGUCUGAACCCACGGGUGAUCAUGACGGGUCACACCCACCACGGAUGUCACGUAGAACACAGAGACAACAAGGCUCACGAGUACACGAUACCUUCCUUCAGCUGGCGGAACAAGGACAACCCCAGCUUCAUCUUGGCUGUGUUUUCACCCAACAACUACGCUAUCAGCAAGUGUCACAUGCCCAGAGAAACUACAGUCAUCAAGUUGUACCUGUUUGGAGUUCCUCUCAUCAUCAUAUACGGAUUCUUCUCUUACAGACGCCACUGCCGAAGACCCAGGUUGUUUAAGACUCAUUAGACAAGAAAUUUUACAAGAAAGAGUUUUUAGACUGUCAAGACAUAUUUUAAGGUACAGACUUUAAACACUCAUUGUAUUUUGAAGAAUAUUUGGAUAGGUGAGCUACUUAUGAAAAAAAAUACUGCCCUGAGGUGUUAGUAGACCUGAACAAAAAACCAAAGAUUUACCUUUUUAGGACUUGAGAUUUCAUACAAAUGACUGAUCGUAAGCAGCUUUUUUCCUUUACGUGUUUUAUUUUACUAGAGAAUUAUUGUCUCUAAUUUUUAAGUUCUUGUUUGAUAAAAAUAUUCUUAGGUUGUGGUUUUUUGUUUAAUUUAUCACUAGUGGAAUGUUUACCGGUACAGUAUUCAUAACUUAUUUUAGUUAGUAAUUUUUACCGUAGAAUUUUCAUGGUAAAACAACGUGUACAACAUGACAUCACGUAAAGUUGCAUUUCAGUAACCUUGAAGUGCAUAGUAGUAUUUUUUUUGUAGACACUAUGUUAUGUCUUGCUUACUGUGUUUUUCUUUUUCUGUUAGAAGAAAAGAUUUUACCCAAAACAAACAUUCGUUUAUGUUUAAAAAUUGGAAAAAAACUAAGAAGCCAAAAAAGUUGCAAUUUGGAAACAAAUUAUCUGAGGGCUAAAGUUACAACCACACUUGGCGACCUUGAGACAUAAAAACGUGGGUAACAUUCAUUGAAAUAAACACGGCCACAUCAAGUUAACUGUGACCUGCAACCGCUUGCCACAGCCAAACUAACGCUUUCGAGAACGUCACGUCGCCGCAACAGAUAGGCUCCACCAUGUUAUAUUACGGCACUAGUCACACUCAGUGUCAAAUCAUUCCUGCACUGUUUUACGGUCUAUAUUGUUCAGUUUAGGUUUGACAGUAGUGCACAGUUGGAAACUAUGCUGUUUAAUACACAUUUUUUAUUAACACAAUUAGACACUUGUAUUAAAUGUAACUCUACAAAUAUUUAGUAUCUUGGGCCAAAAAGGGACACCAAGUUUUGAUUCCAAAACUUGGCAUCCCUUGCAAACAGGCUGUGAAUAAAAAAAAAGCUGCGGCGACCUGGUUUCAAAGGGUCAUGUCACUAAGUGUGGUUGUAACCGAAAGGGAAGAAAAAGGGAGAAUGUAUCAAUUAACUUGUUGAUAAUUUCAUAUUAAUCCCAGUGAACUUCAACUGGCUUUUAGCGAAAUCUUUUGUUUGCCCACUUCUUAGAAAAAGCCUUUAGGAAUCAGAAAAAAACUAAUUUUAUUGGAUCAUUUAUGCAUUGUUUAAAGUGGGUUCAUUUUCAAACUCGUGAGUUUAACCUUUUUUGAGGUUUAGGGCUUCUAUAAGCAGUUGUACAAAUUUAAGUCCACUACUUAACUUGAAGUAAUUUAGCAUUUGCUACGAGUAUCAUGUGAUUUAAAGUCUAGCCUUGUGACACAGUUGUCAGUGAAACUUAUUUUUACAAUUAGAAAGUAUGUUACAAUAACCUAGAAAUGGUGCAGCCCUGAGAAAAAAUGGAAUAAUCUCUUGAUCUGUACGAAGCGGAAAAAAGUAGAUGUAUAGUAACAAGUUUUUAAACAAGGUUCUUUUUUUCAUGCAGGUUUAUUUUUCAAAUAGUAGAAAUUUGAAAUCACUACUUUUUAAUUGUAUCCUACUAAUUUAUAUCCCACCAUAGAAGUACAAAAUCAGAGUUUUGUAGAAAGAAAACUCAAAACAUAAGACUCAUCAUAUAUUUUUAAAGCACCUCUUUUUAUUCAAUAAGAAACUUUAACACUGUUACUGUAGCUCAAUAACUAUUGGAGAACGGUAAAAAAAUAUUUUUGUCUAUAUAUCUUCAGAGUUGUAUUUAAAUCGCUAAGUGGUGUGUGUAGUUAUUUGUAAAUAACAAAGCUUCUGUCUGGCUGCUACUGAGAAACAUUUUGUCUAGAUAGGCUAUUUUAACUUAUUACUCAUUCAAUGUAUGGUAUUUGUAAUAUGUGAUACUAGGCUGUGCUACUUCCCGUUCUUGUUUUUUCUUAUAAUCCGAUUCACUUUUGAUAUAUGUGAAUGCUUACGCCUCUCAAAAUGACAUUAGUUUUUUAGUUGGACGUUGUAAGGGGUAUGUUAGUCCAGUAAAGUUUCUAUUGUUUUGUUUAGUUUAUUUUCUUGUUAUAUACUGUUAUAAAAAGUUUUAGGCCCAUUUUAAAUCAAAGAGUUUUUAAGUAAGUUUUGUCCGUGUAUCCUUUCAUCAAUCAUCUCACUAAAAUCUUCAAAGACUAAAAGGACUAAAAGUAGUCAAAGAAAUGACGCUACAGCUGCUAGUUUCAACAGAUUUAUGAUGGCACUGUGAUUAACCCAUCGUUUAUUCAUCGCUUGUGUGUUGUUAUUGAGUUGCACCUCUAAAUACAUGUUUUUUACUUUUCAAAUCCUUAUUUGGCACUGGAAAAUUGAUUUGAAGGAAGCAGUAGGAUAACUAGGCAGUUUUAUCAAUUAGUUUAAAACGUUUAAGGGCUAAGAGUGCUUGGAAUCGUUUGCUACUGUUGGUACUGUUAACAAAGGAGGUUUUUGAGCUUUAACUUGUGUUCUAAAUCCUUAGUUGAACUUUUGAAAACUUAUAUUUUAAGUUGCACUAUCAUAAGACAUACUGUAAUUUAUGCUACUUCCUUAAAAUGUACUCCCUUGUACAUAUAACAAGGUUUAUUUUUAAGACAAUUUGCUUAACUCUUUGUAUUAGUUUAUUAAGAAGAAAUUCAAACCUAGAUUUAUUGGUAAGGCCAUAGAGAAAUAUAAUGAAUAUGGACUGUCAAAGGAAGGUUCCGCGAUGUACCGCUAGGUUUGCCGUGUAGUUAAGCACUGCAGGUAAAGAGCCGUAUGCUACCAGCAGACGCUGCAGCGGUGUGCACCGUUACUACAUGGCACUCCUAGCGGUGGAUGCCGGAACAUAUGCUAACCGCAGCACUGCUGUGAGUCUAUAUUUAUUCUAUUUGUCUAUGGUAAGGCUCUC
This is a messenger RNA of Macrosteles quadrilineatus (aster leafhopper), 4277 nucleotides long. RefSeq names its product metallophosphoesterase 1-like. Gene Ontology annotation, biological process: GPI anchor biosynthetic process. The record is from RefSeq and is a predicted model, not a curated record. The coding region runs from base 188 to 1318 and encodes 376 amino acids. Gene Ontology annotation, molecular function: hydrolase activity. Lineage: Eukaryota; Metazoa; Arthropoda; Insecta; Hemiptera; Cicadellidae. The transcript has 9 exons.